UGGCGCGAAAGUGCGCGCGAGCCGAGCUGCGGCUUCCAUUUAGAACGUUGUGUAUCCUUUUGUAUCUUUCUGUGGCCUCAGCGUUCCAUCCGUGGCCCUCGGCCUGCGGUCGCAAUGGCGCAGCGCCGAGUCACCGACUUCUUCGCCAUGCGCAAGGGCUCGCGGACCGGAGCCUCGGCCCUCCGCGGCCCCUUGAAGCUCCGCAGCAGCCCCGCCAAGUCGGAGGGGGCCCUGGACACUGGGGCGCGCGCCCGGCCCCGACUGGUCUCCCCACGCACCCCGGCCCGGGCCCCCGGCGCCCCGGACCCGGUCCCGACAGGCACCCCGAGCGGCAGCGGCAGGAAGCGGAGCCGCCAGGUCUCGGACCCGGCCCAGGAAGCGGAGGCCCCGCCUGUGCGGCGCGCGGCCCGCAGGAGGCUGCUGCUAUCCGCCGACCCCGGAGCCCCGGAGGUCACGGUUUCUAGCUCAUGUUCAUCCACUUCCCCCUCUCUGGGGGAGGAGGCAAAGACUGUUCCCCUCUCACCAGCCUCGAAGCCCAGCCUGGGGUCCUCAGAGGGCAUCGGCCACUCAAAGCCAAACCUUGUUGAACUCAAGUCUCGGCUGCAGAAGGUUCGGGAGCUGACCCACAAAGCCGCACCCCUCACCUCUACCCCAACUGCCGCAAAUGCCAGCAUCAACCUCAAAAACCGACUGCAGCGAGCCCGGGAACUGGGGGCCCGGAUCCAGGAUCGGGCUUCUGGUGGUGGGAAGAAAACUGAAGAGCCAGGUCCCCUGGAGGUCGGGGAGCCCACUGACGCUGAGCCAUGCACCUCAAAGACCCCUGCACCUGCCUACGAGCGGUUCCACACCCUUGCCCAGGCCGGCCCCCCAGGCCUCACACUGCCCUACAAGUACAAGGUGUUGGCUGAGAUGUUCCGCAGCAUGGACACCAUUGUGAGCAUGCUCUUCAAUCGGUCGCAGACGGUGACUUUUGCCAAGGUCAAGCAGGGCGUCCAGGACAUGAUGCGCAAGAGGUUUGAGGAGCGAAAUGUGGGGCAGAUCAAGACUGUCUACCCAACCUCAUACCAGUUCCGGCAGGAGCGGAACAUCCCCACGUUUAAUGACAGCGUGAAGCGAUCAGAUUAUCAGCUUACCAUUGAGCCUCUGCUGGAGAAGGAGGAGGGUGGGGAGGGAGCUCCCACGCUGUCAGCCUCCUGCCUUGUGCAGCGCCGUCAUACCUUCAGCAGGAACUUGGUAGACACUGUCAAGGAACACCACAAGGUUUUCCUCGCCUCCCUGAGCCCGCCGUUGGUGGUGCCAGACGACCAGCUAACCAGGUGGCACCCCAGAUUUAAUGUGGACGAGGUGCCGGACAUUGUCCCCGCCGAGCUGCCGAAGCCACCUCACACAGACAAGAUCACGACCGCACAGGAGAUGCUGGCCAGAGCUCGGACAAUGCUGACGCCUAAGAUGGAAAAGGCUUUGGCUCACCUGGCCCUGAAAACAGCUGCCAAUAGCAGUCCCGCCUCGCCAGAUCUCAGCAGCCCCCCCAAACCAGGGUCACCCAGUCUCAGCAGCCCCCUGAACCUAGCUUCACCCUCCAGCUCCCCCAGUGCCCUGAAGGGCGUCUCCCAGGCUCUGCUGGAGCGGAUCCGUGCCAAGGAAACUCAGAAACUGCAGGCGAUGAUGACCCGCAAACCCCAGCAGGAAGAGCGGUUGCUGGUGCUGUCCAGGCUGCCUGAGCUGGCACGCAUCCUUCGGAGCGUCUUUGUGGCUGAGAAGAAGCCGGCGCUGACCAUGGAGGUGGCCUGUGCCAGGAUGUCCAGCAGCUACCGCUCGUCUAUGCCACCAGGAGAAAUGGAGAAGCACCUGCAGGUCCUCUCAGAGCUGCUUCCUGACUGGCUCAGUCUCCACCACAUCAGGACGGACACCUACCUGAAGCUGGACAAGUCUGUGGACCUGGGGCACAUUACCCAGAGACUUGCCCGAAUUACCCAGGAGGAGGAGAAGCUGUAAUGAAUUCAGGCCCUUCCUUCGAGAUGUGGCUGGACUCUGAACACUGGAGAAGGAAGUUAAGGUUUUGGGUGGAGAGAGAGAGAGAGAGAGAGAGAGAGAGAGAGAGAGAGAGAGAGUGAGAGAGAAAGACUGACUAAAUCCCAGGAUACGGGACCUUCUUCUAUUUUAUCCUCAGUGGAAAAUAAAGAUUUUUCUUUGUAGAUGGAGGGUGUUAUAAAAGUUGGACACCCUGUUCUGAUCUGUUUGCAGCCUCUGGGCCAUGUCUGUCCUCACCACCUCCCCCCUGGGCUUGGGGCAGAUGACCAAAAAGAACCCAUGAGCAAGGUUUGACUUACUACACAGGAUGGGCCUCUGGCCUCACUUCCUAUGCUCAGGGUGCAAUCCACUACUAAAGGCCCAGCGAACGGCCUGCCACAGCCUGUGUGUCGUGUCUACUUUUGCUGGAUGUUAAAUGUGUUAGCAUUAAACUUUUAUGGAGUUUUCUUUUGUUUGUUGAAUGCUAGAAUUAAGCAUCUCAGAGCUGCUGUGUUCUCCUUGGUGUCGGCUUGGGCCCAGAAGAAAGACAAC
Molecule: messenger RNA, 2562 nt
Organism: Dromiciops gliroides (monito del monte)
Lineage: Eukaryota; Metazoa; Chordata; Mammalia; Microbiotheria; Microbiotheriidae
Gene: CDT1
Product: chromatin licensing and DNA replication factor 1
Biological process (GO): DNA replication preinitiation complex assembly; regulation of DNA-templated DNA replication initiation; mitotic cell cycle
Cellular component (GO): nucleus
Molecular function (GO): DNA polymerase binding; DNA binding
Source: RefSeq, a predicted model, not a curated record